This is a messenger RNA of Dentiscutata erythropus, 163 nucleotides long. Lineage: Eukaryota; Fungi; Glomeromycota; Glomeromycetes; Diversisporales; Gigasporaceae. The record is from the annotation of a GenBank genome assembly.
AAAGGAAGGAACAGAGUGAGAAAGGGAUGAAGGGAGAAAAGGGAGGCAAAAAUGAAAGAGCCGAAGUGAAAGAAGAGCGAAAGAGAAGUGAAAAUUUAAACUCUGAUUGUGCAACAAUGAAGUUACGUGACUUUAGAUUUCGCAUUUCUGUAAAAUUGAAGGA